AUGCCAAGUCGAAAAUAUGCAGUUGGUUCGAGCAGCUCAUCAGCACAAUAUCAUCGUUUAAGUUCUUCAAAAAAAGACGGAUAUAAUGAUUUGCAGUUUGAACGUCCAGCUCCUAAAAUACCCUAUAAGGCAAUAGCAUUAGCUACCACACUAUUUCUAGUUGGUUCAGGGUUGAUUAUUAUUGGUGCCUUGCUGUUCACAGGAUACAUUAAUGCAAAGUAUUCUGACAGAACAUGGCCAUUGUUACUAAUUGGAUCAUUAAUGUUCAUACCUGGUGCUUAUCAUGUCCGCAUUGCUUAUUAUGCUUAUAAAGAUUAUGAUGGUUAUUCUUAUGAAGAUAUUCCAGAAUUUGAUUAA
Molecule: messenger RNA, 357 nt
Organism: Lottia gigantea (owl limpet)
Lineage: Eukaryota; Metazoa; Mollusca; Gastropoda; Lottiidae
Exons: 3
Coding region: 1-357 (118 amino acids)
Cellular component (GO): endomembrane system
Source: RefSeq, a predicted model, not a curated record